Molecule: messenger RNA, 1671 nt
Organism: Fonsecaea multimorphosa CBS 102226
Lineage: Eukaryota; Fungi; Ascomycota; Eurotiomycetes; Chaetothyriales; Herpotrichiellaceae
Exons: 3
Coding region: 1-1671 (556 amino acids)
Biological process (GO): transmembrane transport
Molecular function (GO): transmembrane transporter activity
Source: RefSeq, a predicted model, not a curated record
AUGUCCUCUUCUCCCACGCCCAAGGAAGCCGAAACGGCCACAAUUACCGACGAGGUCGCGACGACCAAAGGACCUCAUCAAGUUCGCCCGAUCCACGGUUGGAAAUGGAUUUUGACCUGCGUUGCCAUCUACCUCACGGGACUGCUCUACGGGCUGGACACGACCAUUGCGGCAGAUGUGCAGCCAAACAUCGUCAAGUCAUUAGGACACGUUGAAGACCUGACCUGGGUGGGAGCCGGCUUCCCGCUUGGUGGCGUCGCCGUUAUCCUUCCCCUCGGAUCCGCGUAUGGCAUGUUCGAGAUCAAACGACUGUAUCUUGCCUCGAUCAUUCUGUUCGAGGUUGGCAGUGCCGUCUGUGGAGCUGCACCGACGCUCAACGCUCUCAUUGUCGGCCGGGUCAUCGCAGGAGCAGGGGGCGCAGGCAUGUAUUUGGGUGUGCUCAAUUACCUGGGUACCUUCACGACGCUUGAAGAGCGGAAUCUUUACAACUCAAUCAUCGGGAUGGUCUGGGGGCUGGGUGCUAUCCUAGGACCACUUGUGGGAGGCGGCUUUGCAUCGUCUUCUGCCACCUGGAGAUGGUCGUUCUACAUCAACCUAGUGAUUGCAGGCGUCAUGGCUCCGGCGUUCAUUUUCCUUCUGCCCACGCACCAGCCCGCACCGGACAAAAAGCUCUGGGACAAGCUGCGGCACAUGGACUGGCUGGGCGUUGUGCUCAUCGCAUCCAUCUACACGACGUACACGCUUGCCCUGACGUUCGGCGGCGCCCAAUGGGCCUGGGACAACUACCGGUUCAUCCUGACGAUCACGCUGUGCGGACUGCUCCUCAUGGCCUUUGUGGUGACGCAAUACUUUGCCGUCUUGACCACAAAGGAGAACCGCCUGUUUCCGGGCCACUUCCUACUGUCACGCACGCUGGUUCUCUGCUUCAUCAGCACGUCCGCCACGGUGACGGUGCUGUUCCUGGGCGCGUACUACAUCCCGCUGAUCUUCCAGUUCGCGCGGUCCGACUCGGCCAUCAUGGCGGCGGUGCGGCUGCUGCCGUUCAUCAUCUUCACCAUCACGAGCAUCCUGCUCAACGGCAUCUUCAUGCCCAAACUCGGCUACUACAUGCCGUGGUACGUGGCCAGCGGGGCCUUCACCAUCGUCGGCGCCAGCCUCAUGCACACCAUCGACCCGCACACCAGCCCCGCGAGCAUCUACGGCUACAGCAUCUUGCUGGGUAUCGGGUCGGGCAGCGCGUUCCAGUCCGCGUACAGCGUCGCGGCGACGAAAGUCAAGCCGCACGAGACGGCCGCGGCGAUCGGGUUCAUCAACGUCGCGCAGACGGGCACCACCGUCAUCGCGCUCACCAUCGCGGGCUCCAUUUUUCAGAACGUCGCCUUUGACAACCUCAAGCGCGGCCUCGCGCAGGUCGCCGCCGACGGUGGUCACAACUCGACGACGCUGCCUGCGCCUUACUCGGACGCCGAGAUCCACAACGCCAUCUCCGGCACCCAGUCGCUGAUCUUCCAGCAGGGCAACGCGCAGGUCCGGGACGCCGCGGUAAAGGCCAUCAUCGACGCCAUCGACGACGUCUAUAUCAUGGGUAUUGCUGCGGGGGCGGUCACGUUGGUGUCGGCCUUGUUGAUGAAGAGGGAGAGGUUGUUCAUGAGCGUUGUUGCGGGCGGUUAA